CGCAUUGGGACUGACCGCAGGGACUUCGCCGCCGUGGAGAUUGCGGGGAACUUUGGUUUCAAUCCCAGUUUCUGCCUUUCUGAGAGGCCGGCCAUGACAUCCUUCCUGCUCGCAGCACACAGGCUCGAGCAUAUCGUCAUGAGGCACGCAUGGCAAUCAUGAAUUGCGCAACAAGCCGUGCAGUCUUACGUCACUGCGUGCUGCAGCGACACCCAGCGAUGGCAUAUGACAAGCUCGACCAUGACACGCUCUCCCCCAUGCGGGAAGCUCCAUUAUGAAGAGCACACAGUCCCAAUAAAUGCACGUUGCUGACAAUGGUCAAAGUCGCAGAGAACCGUGUCAUUGACCUCGACCUCCUCCCAGGUGAUCCAAAGGCCGACAGGCUCUCGCAGCAAACCAAAGCUGCUAUCGCAGGCAAGGUCCCCCAAGACGAAGCUCAAGGAGUCUCCUCCAAUACCCAAAGCGCCGUUGCAGCCCUCGGAGGCACAGUGGGAGGAGGGGUAAAAGGCCUGGUCGACACCGUGGGCAACACCGUUGGAUCUCUCGGUGAAGGCCUGGUCGGAACCGUCCAGGGCGUGGGCGACGGACUAGGCAGCACUGUACAAUUCGCUGGCGGCGCUGUCGGUGCUGGGGCCGGCAAACUAGGCGAGAUGUUCUCGGGCGGCAAUAAACAGGGCGGUCAAGAUGCCAAGGAGGCCCAGAAGGAGAGAUUGCAAGACGCUACAGACAAGACCAAGGAGAUUGGCGGCGAUGUAGAAAGAUCGGUCGAGGAGCAUAGCAAGCAAGCAACCACUGCCGCCAGAGAGAGCGGCGAAGGCACCAAGGAUGCCGUUGCGGGACUGGCAGAAAACAGUAAAGAGAAGGUCGCGGGAGUGUCUUCUUCGUCGUCGUGAAGAAUGACUGCAGUGCCGAUGCUACCAUGUAACGCUGAUGUCUGUCUUUAUUGAGCUAUGUACACCUGUUGUCCAUUGAACCAGGUCUGGAGAACCUUUGCCUGCA
Molecule: messenger RNA, 999 nt
Organism: Cladophialophora immunda
Lineage: Eukaryota; Fungi; Ascomycota; Eurotiomycetes; Chaetothyriales; Herpotrichiellaceae
Exons: 3
Coding region: 315-893 (192 amino acids)
Source: RefSeq, a predicted model, not a curated record